Molecule: messenger RNA, 1297 nt
Organism: Populus euphratica (Euphrates poplar)
Lineage: Eukaryota; Viridiplantae; Streptophyta; Magnoliopsida; Malpighiales; Salicaceae
Exons: 1
Coding region: 358-1104 (248 amino acids)
Source: RefSeq, a predicted model, not a curated record
AGCGGUAUCACCACGACAGAAAAGAAAAACACUGCCAAGCACUGAAACUUCGGUUUUUGCAUGGGUAAGAAUCAAGAUUUGUAACAGUGACAAUCCCAAAUCUGCCUUAAGAACUGCCACCACGUUGACCAAGGAGACACCACACCCACAAUUCCCACACCAACACAAGCCACGAUUUCUACUUAUCCUCCUUAAGCUCCUCACAAACUGCCACUUGUACACUCUCCUUGCCUCGUACCUAUUUACCAGAUCGAAUAUCCUCUCCUCUUAAAUUUCACUCCUCUGAUUCACCUCUCCAUUUCUUUUCCUCUCUCUCGAUACUGUACACAAUUGCAAAUUAGCCAAAACUAGAACAAAAUGUCAGGUGGUGUCGGACCAACAUGUAAUGACAUAAGCCUUCCAAACGAAAAAGAACAAGAACAGGAGCUCCAAGAAGAACUUACUUCCUUGAAAAACCCUAAAAACACUACCACUUCAAAGAAAGCUGGUUUCUUGAGCUUUCGUCAGCUAAAUGUUCUUGCUGUUAUGACUGUCUUUGCUGCGAGUGGGAUGGUAAGCCCUGAAGACUUUGCUUUUGUUGUCUUCUCCAUCAUUUACAUGUACUUUUUCUCCAAAGUUGCAUUCCCUACCACCAACCCUCCUAGAGACUCUGUAGUUUUCGAUCCGAAAAACAAGAUUCUUCGCCUAUACGUGUUUGUGGGUGCUAUUAUUGGACUCUUUCUCCCCAUAGCAUACAUCUUUGAAGGCAUUUUCGAGGGAGAUAAAGAAGGGAUCAAGGCAUCAGCGCCGCAUGUUUUUCUCCUAGCAGCUCAGGUUUUCAUGGAAGGAGUGGCAUUUUCUGACAGGUUUUCGAUCCCAAUUCGUGUUUUCGUGCCUGUAUUUUAUAAUUCGAGGAGGAUUUUCACACUUGUGGAUUGGUUGAGGGAUGAGAUCUCAAAGGCGGAACAGGAUUAUGGAGGAUCUACUUGGAGGCUCCAUAUUGGUAGAGCUCUUGCUGUGGCUAACCUGGCCUUUUGGUGCUUCAAUCUUUUCGGCUUCUUGUUGCCUGUUUAUAUCCCUAGAGCCUUCAAGAAGUACUACUCUGGAUUCAAGGUCAAGGAUUAAAUCUGCCAUGGUUGUUGUUUCAUAAGUCAUUAGUAUGGAGUAGAAAAAUAAAAAUAUCUUAGUUUCUACAGGUUCAUAUGCUGUAAUUGUUUGCAAGUGCUCCUGUAUUUUUUACUUUUGGUGUGCUAAAUACUGGUCUAAUCCUAGACUGAUUACUUUAUGGAAAAUAAAAUCUAAAUGACUUUUGAUUUAA